Messenger RNA from Chlorocebus sabaeus (green monkey), 2751 nucleotides. Lineage: Eukaryota; Metazoa; Chordata; Mammalia; Primates; Cercopithecidae. The record is from RefSeq and is a predicted model, not a curated record.
AAAAAACAAAACAAAACAAUCUUUGGAGGCAAACACAAUGGCGACAAGAUGUUGGCAAGUGUUAUUCAUUGCAGUAUUCACUAUCAGUAGGUGCCUGCAUAUGUGGGCAAAAACCUUAGCUCUGGUUAAAUAAAUAAACACCACACUCAUCAUUGUAAUAAGAGCUUCAACUUCACUGAGCUUAAACUCUCAAGUCUCACGAUGUUUUUCUGUCUUCUAUUUAAAGAAAAUAGUAAUGUGACAACACCGCUUCCCUCAUCCACUCCAAGUAGCCGUAUUUCUACAAAGAGCAUUCCUCACGAGACAUCCCCUUCAGGUGAAACAACCACCUCACCCCAUUCCAGUGUGAGCAACACAUUCCUGAUGACAUCACAGAUGCAAACAAUGAAAAUGUCCACAGACUCCACUCCAGGAACCACAGGGGAAACAACUGGAAGUAAAAAUCCUACUGCAGUCACCUCAGCAGGCUCAGUAGCAAUGACACUAGAGGGACAAUCAACUGCAACUUAUUCAAGGACCUCUAAUCAGGACAUAUCAGCUUCAUCUCAGAACCACCAGACUAAGAGCAUGGAGACCACCAGAGAAUCUGAAACUGGCACCCUCACACAGAUGGCCACAUUAACUUUUUCAUCCUCCCCAAGUGUACACAAUGUGACAGAGACUGUUUCUCAGGAGACAUCUACUCCAGGUAAAACAAUGACCUCAUACCCCUCGAGUUUCAGCAACACACCCGUGAUGACAGCAUCCACAGACUCCACUCUUGGAAACACAGAGGAGACAUCAACACUGGGAACUAAAAGUCCUUCCCCACUGGCCUCAGCAGCCUCCAUAACAGCUGAGACAAAUGGGCAAUCAACUGCAGCUUUGCUGAGGACAUCUAUUCAGGACAAAUCAGCUUUUUCCCAGAACCACCGAACUCACAGCACGCAGACCACCAGAAAAUCUCAAAUCAGCACUCUCACACAGAUGAUGACAUCAACUCUUUCCUUCUCUCCAAGUACACACAAUGUGACAGGGACUGUUUCCCAAGAGGCAACUCCUCCAGGUGAAACAACCACCUCAUCCCCCUCCAGUUUCAGCAACACACCCCCAAUGACAACAUCUACAGACUCCAUUCUUGGAAAAACAGAGGAGACAUCAACACCUGGAACUAAAAGUCCUACUCCAGUAUCCUCAGUAGAGUCCAUAACAGCUGAGCCAGCAGGACAAUCAACAGCACCUUCCUCAAGGACCUCUACCCAGGACAUAUCAGCUUCUUCUCAGAACCACCAGUCUCAUAGCACAGAGACCACCAGCGAAGCUCAAACUGGCACCCCUACACAGAUGAUGACAUCAACACUUUCCUCUUCCCCAAGUGUACUCAAUGUGACAGACGCUGUUUCUUGGGAGACAUCCCCUACAGAUGAAAUGACCACAUCAUUUCCCUCCAGUGUCACCAACACACUCAUAAUGACAUCAAAGACUAUAACAACGACAACCACCACAGACUCCACUCUUGGAAACACAGAAGACACAUCAACACCAGGAACUGAAAGUUCUACCCCAGUGACCUCAGCAGUCUCAAUAACAGCUGAACUGGAAGGACAAUCACAAACAAUGUCCUCAAGGACUUCUAUCCAGGACACAUCAGCUUCUUCACAGAACCACCAGACACAGAGCACAGAUAACACCAGAGAGUCUCAAACCAGCACCCUCACAGAGAUGUCCACAUUACCUCUUCCAUCCUCCCCAAGUGUACACAAUACGACAGCAACUGUUUCUCAGAACACACCUCCUCCGGGUGAAACAACUGCCUCGUUCCUCUCCAGUGUCAUGGACACAUCCAUGAUGACAUCAAAGAUGAUAACAGUGACAACCUCCACAGACUCCACUCUUGGAAACACAGUGGAGACAUCAACACUGCUUACUGGAAGUCAUAGGUCAAUCACCUCAGCCGCGUCAAUGACAGCUGAGCCAGAAGGACAAUCACCAGCAACUUCCUCAAUGACCUCUUCCCUGGACACAACAGGUUUUUCUCAGAACCACCAGACUCAGAGCAUGGAGACCACCAGAGAAUCUCAAACCAGCACCCUCACACAGAUGCCCACAUCCACUCUUUCUUACUCCCCAAGAGUACGUAACGUGACAUGGACUGUUUCUCAGGAGACAUCUCCUCCAGGUGAUACGACCACCUCAUCACCCUCCAGUGACACACCCGUGAUGACAUCCAAGGUUAUAACAAUGACAACCUCCACAGACUCCAGCCUUGGAAACACAGGGGAGACAUCAACACCGCUUACUGGAAGUCUGAUGCCAGUCACAUCAGCAGUCUCAAUAACAGCUGAGCCAGAAGGACAAUCAGCAACUUCUCUGAGGACCUCUACUCAGGACACAUCAGCUUUUUCUCAGAACCACCAGUCUCAGAGCACGGAGACCACAAGCGAAGCUGAAACCGGCACCCUCACACAGAGAUCCACAUCAACACUUUCCUCUUCCCCAAGUGUACUCAAUGUCACAGAGACUGUUUCUCAGGAGACAUCCCCUGCAGAUGAAAUGACCACCCCAUCUCCCUCCAGUGUCACCAGCACACCCAUAGUGUACUCAAUGUGUGGAAGACGGUUUCUCAGAAAGACAUCUCUCCAGAUGAAAUAUUAUCAUUUCCCUCCAGUCAUCACCAACACACUCCAUGAUGACAUCAAAGACUAUAACAAUGACAACCUCAACAGACUCCACUGUUGGAAACACAGAAGAGACAUCAACACCAGGACCUGA